AUGGCAGCGGCCGUUGACGUGGGCUACGUAGCCAGCCACCUCGGCUUGGCUGAGUCGACUGUGUCGACCGUCACCACUGAACCCACCCCAGAGCUCGUCGCAACCCUUCUCGAGGCUGUAAUUUCGAAAGCACGCGAAUUCGACGAGCUCUACGCGCAAAAGCUACAGGUCGACAUCGAGCUCGAGAGCGCGCAUCACAGUGCCGAAUCAAGAUGUCAAAGCUUCAAGGCGACUGCCGACAAGGCCCUGAAGGAGGUGGAGGAGGUCCGCCAGAAGCUCCGAGAGGAAGAAACGAAGCGACAAACGGUCGAGAAUGAACUUCAGUCCUUAAAGUCGCGUGGAUCCGACUACGAUUCGGAAAUCACCACUCUACGCGACCGCAUCGAGUCCCUACAAUCUUCCAACCGUGCGAACAUGGCUCUCCUGGAGUCGCGCAACGCCCGUGAUUCAGAGCUCUCCGAGGAGCUCGCCAAGCAGCACCAAAAGAACGUCCAACUCAACAAGGAAAUCACCUCUCUGCAGCAACAAGUUCAGGCCGCUCAGGCCGCGGUGAGCAGCGCCAAGUACCGAGAAGAAUCCCUUCAGCAACAGCUUGACCUUGCGCGACGUAACAGCGAAUGGUUUGAGACCGAACUCAAGACCAAGAGCGACGAAGCCUUGAAAUACCGCCGCGAAAAGGGUGCACGCAUUGCUGAGCUGCAACGCCAGAACGAGGAUGCCAAGUCCAACAUCGAAGCCCUCAAGCGAAGCGAACAGCAGCUGCGCGACCGUCUUGACGCCGCUCAGGCCAAGGCAGAGGAGGCCCUUACAAAGGUUCAGCAGCAACAGGAAGCGUUUGCUCGCAGCGAAGAAAGCUACAAGCAUGAGUUGGAGAGCAAGCAGAGGGUUGUUGAGAUGACGAACCAACUUGCAGACAGCCACAAGAACCGUGUACAAACUCUGGAGGGUGAGAAGGAGGCUUUGAAGGAGAAGCAAGCCAACGAGAUCCGCCGCAUCCAACAGGAGCUUGAGAGGGAGAAGGAAACCUGCCGCACUCUCGAGGAGCGUGUUACUCAGCUGGAAGGCGAACUGGACGAGUUCCACGCUCGCAUGGAACAGGGACCUCCCCCUGGUUCUGCGCCCCAAACACCCCGUAUGAAUGGAUCUCUGCUUGGAAGACCGGCAUCGCCCUUCGCAACCCCCGCUUCCGCACGCAGCAAGUCCGCCAUUACCGCCACUCAGGCCAUUGACGAACUCUACAAGGUCAAGGGACAACUGGCGGGUGAGAAGCGUCGCAAUCAGCAGCUUGCUGAGGAGCUUGACAACAUGAUUGCGCUCCUCGAGGCCAAGACACCAGAAAUUGAAGAACUCCAGAACGAGGCCGACACCCUGCGAGCCGAGAUCACCAGAAUGUCUGAACUCUCUCAGACAAGCUUUGAAGAGCGCGACGUCGCUAAGAAGAGCGCCAGAAAGGCAGAGAGUGCGCUGGCGAACGCCCAGGCCGAGUCCAAGAUUCUUCGCACUCAGCUUCGAGACCUCAGCACGCAAAUCCAGAUGCUCGUUUUCAACAUGCAUGCUCGCGAGAAGGGUCUGGAACAGCUGACCCGGGAGGAAACUAUCCGCCUGGAACAGCUCUCUCGCGGUGAGAUCAGCGAGGGAGCUCUUUCCGACAUGUCCGAUACCCACCAGUUCAUCACGCAGAAGUUUGUCGUUUUCAAGGAUAUUCAGGAGCUUCAAGCCAAGAACCAGGAGCUGCUACGUGUCACCCGUGAGUUGGCCGAGCAAAUGGAAAGCGAGGAGGCUGUUGCUGCCAAGAACCAAGCUGUCGAGGACCACCAGUCAGUUGAGCGUCUACAACAAGAGCUCUCCAAUAUGAUCGAUGAGACCAAGUCAUUGAGGACGACAAUGGAGAGCUUCAAGGCUGAGCGUGACAUGUUCCGCCGUCUCUUGCAACAAAAGGCAACUGCCGGGGAGCUUGCCUCUAUCUUGGGCGGCUCUGAGGACGGCCAGCGCCAGCCGCUCGCUAGCAUCGAGACGGAAGAAGGCGAUGGCGUGUCUCCAUCAGCCGCUCUCCGUGCUCUGCAAGUAGAGUUCGACACCUACCGAAACGACGAAGAGUCUGUUCGACGAUCCUUGAGAGAGCAGAUUGAUAGACUAUCCAGCGAGAAGAACACGCUCCAGGGCGAGGUUGCAAAGAUUAGCAGCCAAAUCACACUGGCUUCGGAGCGCUACGAGAUGCUCCACUCCAACUUUGUCGCCUUGCAAAGCGAGAACAAGGAGUUGCAGAGACGCAACCAAUCACUGUCUGAGGACUCUAUCAAACAAGAGAUCCGGACACAGCAGGUUGCGGAAGAGCUUGUGGAUGCGAAGGGCCUACUCGAAAGCAUCCGCAACGAGGCCGCCAACCUGAAAGCAGAGAAGAAGCUGUGGAAGGAUAUUCAGGAUCGCCUCAAUCAAGACAAUGAGAACCUUGUCCAGGAAAAGACACGUCUUAACAACCUCCUGGCGACGCAACAAUCGAUGCAGAAUGAGCGUGACAUUUCUGAAUCCGAGUAUAGACGAAAGUCGCAGGCCAAGAUCGACAGUCUGGAGCAGGAACUCACCGACACGAAGCGGAAGUUGUCGGAAGAGAUGGAGGAAGGCAAGAAGCUUCAGCUCAGGAAGGAGUUCGAUGCCCGCGAGGCCCAGAAGCGAAUCGACGAGCUUUCCAACAGUCUCAGUCAGAUUCGCGAAGAGCACGUUGCAGUUAAGACAAGUCGUGACCAUCUGCAAGCUCGUGUCGAUGAGCUCACAAUCGAACUUCGCAACGCUGAGGAGCGCGUUGGCAGAUUGCAGCCCCGACCCACGCCUCGUCCAGGAUCUAUGGCGCCGCCUGCUCAGACCAACGAAGACAACGAGGCCGAAGUCCGCGAGCUCAUCAAUGAGGUUUCCGAUCUUAAGCGCGAGCUUGACAUGGCCAAGAUCCAGUUGGAGAAUGCCAAGGAACAGACUGAGCAGUACAAGCAGCUCAGCGAACAAAAUGAAGAAGCGUUGUCCGAGUUCACCACCUCCCAGGAGCAGUUUAGAGAGGAAAUGGAUUCUGCUCUCUCCGGCAAGGAUGCCAAGAUCAAAGAGCUGGAGCAGCGUGUCGAGGAUCUGUCUACUGAGUUGGCAAACUCCAACAAGGAGCUGUCUCACCUUCGUGACUCUCAAGCCGAAGUUGCCCGCAAAUACGAGGAUGAGAAGACGAUUCUGGACGAAGAAAUCAAGCGUCUGAAGGAGGAAGCCGAUCGCUACUCGGAGGCCGCAAAGUUCCACCAGCAGGACCUUCGCGCCCAGUCCGAAAUCACUGCCAAGGCCCAGCAAGACUAUGAGCAGGAGCUCGUCAAGCACGCCGAGGCCGCCAAAUUGGUCCAGCAGCUGCGAACCGAGUACAACGAGCUGAAGAGCCAGACUGCGACUCUGAAGGCCGAAGCUGAAUCUGCCAAGGUGGCCCUUAGCCAGAGCGAGAGUUCCUGGGAAGAGCGCCGCCAGCGGUUAGAGCAAGAGAUGGCAGAGAUCAAGGCGCGUCGCGAUGACGUGAACGCCCAGAACAAGCUUCUCCACGAACAGCUGGAGAGCAUUACAUCGCAAUUCUCGGCGCUCAAGCAGAACAGGGCCGCAGCGGCAGACGAUGCCAGCGGCAACGCAGAGGGCGGUAACGACAGCGCUACCGAUGGCCUGCGCGAACUCAACAACUACCUGAGACGAGAGAAGGAGAUCCUCGAGGUUCAAUACGACCUCAAGGUGCAAGAAGCAAAGCGCCUACAGCAACAACUCGAGUACUCCCAAUCGCAGCUUGAUGAAGCUCGCUUGAAGCUCGACCAAGAACGACGAGCACAGGCUGAGAGUGGCCAAGCUUCCAUCGCCCACAAGGACUUGAUGGAGAAGCUCAACGAGCUCAACCUCUACCGCGAGAGCAGUGCUACUCUUCGCAAUGAGCUCGCACAAGCACGGGCUCAGAUCGCCGAGAAGAACACCAAGAUCGAGGAGCUGGAGGCGAAGGUUCAGCCUCUUGAGGCUAGGAUUGAGGAACUCCAAACCCAAAAGGGCUUCUUGGAGGAGGAAAUUAAGCAAGUACAGGAGGACCGUGACAGAUGGCAAAAGCGAACCGAAGGCAUCCUCACCAAGUACGGCCGCGUGGAUCCUGCCGAAAUGGAACAACUCAAGCAGACCAUUGCCGACUUGCAAGCUGAGCGCGAUGCCCUCAAGGAAUCUGAAGCUCCGCUACGAGCCGAGAUUGAUGAGACGAAGCAGACGCUUGAGACGGAGAGGGCUAACUGGCAGAACACACGCCAGCGUAUGACCGACCAAUUCAAGGAACGCUCAAGGAAGAUCACCGGCGAGAAGAACGAGGCCAUCACUGCAAGGAACGAGGCGAUCGCCGAAAAGGAUGCUGCCAUUGCUGAGAAGGAGCAACUCUUGCAGCAACUCACCAACGCGAACGCAGAGUUGGAGACUACGAGAGAGAAUCUGCAGACUUCGACACAACAACGUACCGAGUUCGAGCAACAGAUCCAGAACUUCCAACAACAGGUGCAAAGAUUGCAGCAGGAAGCUCAGGCAAAUGGCCAGACAAGCCAACCCGCUGUCCAGCCUGCAGCCGACUCAACUGGAUCUGUGUCCAACGAGGUUGUCGCCCAGCUGGAGCAGCAACUCACAGAAAUCCGGAGCCAGCUGGAGGCAGUUUCAGCGCAGAAGGCAGCCGCCGAGCAGGAGCUCCAAAAUCUUCGCACACAGUUGCAGACUGCCAUUAGCGAAAGAGACCAGGCCGUCCAGACUGCACAGCAGGCUGCCCAGGCGCAACCUCCGGCGCAACCUCCCGCUGAGGCACAGCCCACUCAGGCGGCCCCGACAGAAGCGGUUGCUACUAAUGGCACAAGCGUCCUCUCUGACGAGGAACGUAAGGCCUUGGAAGAGAAGAUUGCCGCCGCUGAGGCCAAGGCCGCUGAAUACGAGCGCAAGGCCCAAGAGGUGGAACAAAACAUCCAGCAAACAAUCAAGGAGCGAUCAGACAAGAUGCGGAACGCGCUCAACGAGAAGUUACGACAGUCACGCGAGAAGUUUGAAGAGGAGUUCAAGACCAAGUUGGAGCAAGAAAAGGUCAUUUGGAAGGCCGAGAACCAAGGCGCGGCCCCGAGCCAGCCUUCGGAAGAGCAGCCAGCCGUUGCGGCCACACCCGUCAAGCAAAAACAAGACCCAGAUGCGGCCCCUACGACACCCAUCACGGGCACGCCCGGCGGCUCAGGAGAUCUGUCGCACCUUCCUGAUGCUGAGAUCCGGAAGUUCCUCUCGACCAACCCGACAGUGCGGAGCAUCAUGUCCUCUAACCUCAGAAAGAAGCUGGAGGAGCAGACCGCCAAGGUCAAGAGUGAGACUGAGACGACUCUGAAGGCCGAGUUCGAGCAGAGAAUCGUCAACGCUCGUGAGGAGGGUCAGAUGUUGGCUCAGAAGAAGUCUGCGCUGCAACUUAACAUGAAAGAUAGUCAGCUACGGUCUGCCAACGCCAAGAUUGAGGUUGUAUCCACAGCUGCAACCCAAACUCCUCAGAGACCAGUCGGUGAGGUAUGGGAGGAGGCCAAGGUUGCCAAACCAGCUCCUGCAGCAGCACACCCGAGCCCGGCGAAGCCUGCUGCGAAUACACAGCCUCGUGCCUCAAUUUCCGGACCAGGCGGGGCACCAGCACAAGCUGCUGCAACCACAGCUGCACCUAAUGCCUCGGCCAACUCAGCGCAAGCGGCAGCUCCUGCCCAGAAUGCUCAGGCCCAGAGUGCUCAGGCCCAGAGUGGUAUUCCUCAACCAAACAGCGGAAUACCUCAGCCUGGAAGUAGCCUUCCGCAAGUGAAGCGCCAAAUCCCUCCUCCUUCGGAAAUUAAGACGGCGGCAAACACCGCUGGCGGAAACCCAUUUGCGGCAGCGGCGGCAGCAGGUGGUGCUGCCGGUCAAGCGCAGGCAAACCCCUUCUCUCAGUCGGCGCAGGCACAACAAAAUCCCUUUGCCCAAGCUGCGCAAGCCCAGGCCGCACAACAAGGCCAAGGACAGCAACCGGCGACUCAGAACCAACCUGCCCAGCGCAGUGGCAUUCCUCUCCCUGGACAACGGGGCGGUGCAGCUGGCCGUGGCCGUGGUGGAGCGUAUGCGGCUGGCAACAGAGUGUCGAGUGGUGGGGCCGAUAGAGGUGGACUGGGUGGUGGCCGUGGCGGGCGUGGUGGUAGAGGAGGACACGCCGCCGGGCCACUGAACCCGGGUGCGAAUGAUUUCCAGCCCGGAAACAAGAGACCCAGAGGGGACUCUGAAGCCGGUGGUGGAGCUGGCGCGAAGAGAGCACGAGGAGGCGGUCACUAA
Molecule: messenger RNA, 6342 nt
Organism: Colletotrichum truncatum
Lineage: Eukaryota; Fungi; Ascomycota; Sordariomycetes; Glomerellales; Glomerellaceae
Product: filament-forming protein
Biological process (GO): mRNA export from nucleus; protein import into nucleus; G protein-coupled receptor signaling pathway
Cellular component (GO): nuclear pore
Molecular function (GO): structural constituent of nuclear pore
Source: RefSeq, a predicted model, not a curated record